AAACCGCUUUAAUGUUUUGAUCCGUGUUUCGUGUUUUUAUCUCGCGCGCACAGUUCCGCUCCGCGUUGGGUCUCCAAUUUUUUUGGUUUUCUGCGGAAAAAAAUUAGCAUGCCAAACUGGUACUACGAGAAAAAGGACCUCCGGAAUACGCCCUCCAUCCGGGAUGGAAUCGAUUUCGAGACGGAGCGCCGCUAUCGGAAGGAGGGCGCCCGCUUCAUCAUGCAGACCGGGACGUCGAUGGGCUUGGGCCACAACACGGUGGCGACCGGCGUCGUUUACUUUCACCGAUUCUAUAUGUUCCACUCGUUUAAGACCUUCCCCCGGUACGUGACCUCUUGUUGUUGUCUGUUUCUGGCUGGGAAGGUGGAGGAAACGCCUAAAAAGUGCAAGGACAUUAUCAAAACGGCCCGGUCGAUGCUGACGGAUGAAAAGUUUGCAUCGUUUGGUGAUGAUCCGAAGGAGGAAGUUAUGACCCUGGAGCGGAUUCUCCUACAGACAAUCAAAUUCGAUCUGCAAGUGGAGCAUCCCUAUUCGUUCCUGGUCAAGUACGCCAAGUGUUUAAAAGGGGACAGCGCCAAGCUGCAAAAGAUGGUUCAAAUGGCAUGGAACUUUGUGAACGAUUCCCUGAGCACCACGGUGUCCCUCCAGUGGGAGCCGGAAAUCAUCGCAGUGGCACUGAUCUACCUCGCCAGCAAGCUGAGCAAAUUCACCGUGGCCGAUUGGGCUGGGAAGCAGCCGGAGCACCUCAAGUGGUGGGACAUGUUUGUGCAGGACGUAACGAUGGAAAUUCUGGAGGACAUUUGCCACCAGGUGCUGGAUCUGUACCAGCAGCCAGCUCCUCCCGAGUCGGCACCGGAGAGCCCACCCCAGCUGCCGCCCAGCAAAUCGUCGCCGCCCAUGAAGCGCGCCAACAUUUCGCCGGUGACGGUGACGAAGAAUUCACCCACCAUGACCAAUCCGCCGCCGAAGACCUCGGUUCCGCCGCCACCCGUCGAAAUCGAAGCGAAUCCCAUCCCGAAACACAUUACCACAGACAAUUCGUCGUCCCUUGGUGGAAACUACGGAACCUAUCCCAUCUAUCCAAUCCACCAGGGGCCGCCUCCGUCGCAGCCACCACCUCCGUACAAUUCCGGGGUACCUCCUCCGUCGGGCCCACCACCCCAACCAUGGCAGCAUUAUCCUCAUCCGCACUCGAACAGUGGUUACUACCAGCCACCUCCUGGGCCCACGGGAGGAGGGCGCAACAACUAUUACCCGCCCCAGUGAAAACAUUUUUUUUUUUCGGAAAGUAUAUAUUCGCUGGAGCUUCGCCCAAUCUAUUCAGUAAGUAUGGAACAUUAUUCAAUAAAUUAUCUAAAAGUU
Messenger RNA from Aedes albopictus (Asian tiger mosquito), 1362 nucleotides. Its product is annotated as cyclin-K. The record is from RefSeq and is a predicted model, not a curated record. The transcript is spliced from 2 exons. Gene Ontology annotation, molecular function: cyclin-dependent protein serine/threonine kinase activator activity. Gene Ontology annotation, cellular component: cyclin/CDK positive transcription elongation factor complex; nucleus. Gene Ontology annotation, biological process: positive regulation of DNA-templated transcription, elongation; regulation of transcription by RNA polymerase II. NCBI's taxonomy places the organism in Eukaryota, Metazoa, Arthropoda, Insecta, Diptera, Culicidae. Bases 109 to 1266 code for a protein of 385 amino acids.